AGGCAACAUUAUCCAACAUCCGGUAUUGCUCGAGCUAACUUCAUGUAACUUGACGGCUAGCUUUCAGCUUCACCCAAACAUUAGCCUCCUGGCUAGCUGUUGGCUAACCAAACUCUUAGAAAGCAAAGCUGUCCUCGCCUGGCUGACCUAUGAGUCGCAAAAGAAACCACAGUUUCGUUGAAACGAGCCUGUCUCCUGAGCUGCAGAGCGCCUUCAUGGAGCCCCCCGGGUCAGCCAGCCGAGGCGACGGCGAUUUCCUGGAACUCGAGCCCGACGAGGAGCUGCUCUGUUCGGUCAGCGACAUCACCGAGCACCUCGGCAGAAAUAUCACCGUGGUGCUGGAAACGGCGCUGUCCGAGAUCCGGAAAAUGGUCAGUGUCAGGAUACGAGUGCUGAAAAUGGAGCUACGCGAGAAAACGGAUGAAAUUGAGGUGUUAAAAGCGAGGCUGGAGACGGUACAGAGGGACGGAAGGGACUCCUUCCCUGGCGCAUCAUCAGUGGAGGCGUCCUCGGCAGCUGGCUUCAGGAAACCUGACUUCAGCUCCGGGAACAAGCACAACAACAUCGACCCCAGGAAAAGCAAACCCACCAUGCCCGGAGUGAAGAAAGAAAAUAUAAACGCUAUUUGUGACUAUCUGAUGAAGGACAAGAACUCGAAAGGUUGUAUUGACAUGGACGGCGACCAGAGCAGCCAAACCAGCAGCGACAGGGACGCUCGUCAGGAGCCCGACCCCCACUCCCUCAACCUGUGGUCGGACAGCGGGAUGGCUGGCUCCGGCCAGGGGGACGGCGAGUCUGACUCGGCCACAGAUGACAUCUUCAGCAUGCUGCCCUCUGGCAGCAAACGCAUCUAUGACUAUGAGUGGAUGGCAGGGAUGGAGUACACGCCGGAGCUGAAAGGCAUAAGGGAGCCCAAGUGUGAGAGCGCCCCAGUGGAGGAAAACGAACAAGGUGAAAAUGAGUCCUCAGCAAGAGAGGGAGAUGCCAUGGACCAGGCCCAUCUGUCCCAUGUCCAGCCCCCGGAGUUCUCCAUGGAGCCCGAGAGCCCUCCAGGGGAGGGUGGGAGCCCUGCCGAGGGGAAUGCAGACAGAUUGGAAACAGGCCAGCCGUUCCCCAGCCACACUUACAUCUGUCCGCUCUGUGGAACCUUCUGCCCCGACUCGGUGUUCCUGGAGGAGCAUCUUAAAAUGAUACACACAGACACACCGGGCGCCCAGGCUCUCCAGGCAAUGCAGUCCACCACCUCAGCAGCGCCUGUCUUGGGAGAGGGCAGCAGUGACUCCAGGAGGGGGGCAGUGGCAGGCCAAAACGAGGUUGACACAGGUCCAGGGACUGGUAGCGGUAUGGGACGGGUAGGGGGGCCUGUUAAAAGGGAGAUUAAAAUCGAGGGUGGGUAUGAGUGCGGGGACUGUGGCCGUCACUUUAAUUACCUGGGCAACCUGCGACAGCAUCAGCGCAUCCACACUGGAGAGAAGCCCUUCAUCUGCCCAGAGUGCGGAGAGCGCUUUCGCCACGCGGCGCGGCUAAAGAGCCACCGGCUGGGGCACAGUGGCGCCCAGAGCCCAUUCCCAUGCCCCCAGUGUGGGAAGGGCUUCUCGGUGCUAUCCGGCCUGAAGAGGCAUCAACGGGUGCACACUGGCGAGAGUCCUUAUGCUUGUCCACAAUGUGGCCGGCGCUUUAAGGAGCUUGGAAACCUGUACACCCACCAGAGGAUUCAUAGCGGGGCAACACCUUACUGCUGCCAGCAGUGUGGACGCAGCUUCCGCCAUCUAGGCACCUACAAGAGCCACCGCUGCACCCCAACACAGUAACCAGCCCGGCUGGCUCCCCAGCUAUAGCUCACUGACAGGUGAUGCCCUGAGGUGUCCAAUUUAAUAUCCCAAAGGGGACUGGAAAUGAAACUACAUGUGACUCCGAGAUGUCUCUCGUUAUACUGUGGCUGUCUGCUGUCAAUGGUAGUGGUGCUCGCUCUGUUCUCAGUAUGUCAUGGAGGAAGGGGCUGAUGAGAAGCCUGGAUCCAGCCCUCAUGAAUCACCAUGCUCACAUUUUUGAAUGAUGUGGCGUUUCCUGUGGUCUGGAACUGCUCUCAAUCUCAGGGGUAGAUUUGAUUGGAAUCUUUGUGAGAUUCCUGAUUGGCCACUCGACAGAUUCAAGUAAACAAACAUGGCAGUGGCCAUGAAGAGUCGAUGAUGUGAUGUAAUGUGACUGACAGCAAACUAAAUUUGGCAAUUUCUGCUAUUCUUUUGAGAUGUUAUGGCAGUGAUACAUUAGAAGAUGAACAUGUACCUAGUCUAAAACUUGUCAUGGCGAUCCCUGAUGACACAGUCAGUUAACCUACUAUGAUUGGUUUAACACUGAUCAGUGGUGUUGGUCCACAGGUGGGAUACACUGACUUUGGUAAGUCAUUUGUGAUAGAGACAUGGCCAGAAUCCACUGAACUGAACAGUGGGUCUGGAAAUGGUGUCUGGAAACCAGGCUAGCUGAUGAGCUGCAGCACUGCCCGAGCUUUCAUCUCACUCAGCCUCCAUGACAUUUGACCCCUUGUCACUGGUAUCAAGCGAAGCUAGACUAGCUUUUAUCAUCAGAAACCAUCAGUGGAGAGAAAACGGAGCAUCCAUACCUCAAAAGAGACAGUGUUUGAAGGAAGAACCAGGUCAAAGUCCUCCACGGGAGGUGGAUCCAGGUGUGAGAGUCCACAUGGAGACCCCGUUUGAUCAAGGUUGUCACAGAUGUUAACACAGCCAGAGGAGUAAACAGAGACUUUUGACUCAGAGACACUGGUGCAGAGCAGGCACAUGUUAAGAAGACUCAUGUUAGUUUCACAGUAGAAACUACUGAAACUUGGAAGGUUUCUCAGUACUUACUGACAUGCAUGGUUCCAGAACUAGGGUUAAGGAUUGAAGCAGGCAAGAACUUGUAGUGGUAUUCAGUAAAUUUACAUUUAACCAAAUUUUUUAAAAAAAAUGGUUAAGUAUUCUACAUUUCCUUCCAGAAUUUCUGGUGUGGGCAGAAAAACCCCUGAGAUCAAAUUUAGACAAAUUUAGGGACACAGCCCUACUUUGUACAUCGGUACAUUAAUGAUAGUAGUAACACAUGUUCAUCCUUACUUGUGUGGGAUUUGAUCAAGUUGCAUUAGAAUCGGUUCUGAUUGAGGUCUUUCUUUAGACAACUUGUGUAGCAUCGAUUGGUCCUACAUAAAGAGCUGGCCCAUAUAUCAGCAAACACAUACAUUGGACAGCUUACAGAUUUUCAAAGUCCAUGCAUAUGGUGCAAGUACAACGGGAAGUAGUGAGUAAAGCAAGCUACUUUGGAUGUUGAAAGAGAGAUGAUAUGUAACAGUGAAACCAUUAAUACCAGGUGUCUGCUUCAUGGCUUCAUGAACCCAUUCCAUGGUGAUGAUAGAUGAACCUACAAUACACAGAGCGCUGGGGUGCUCCUGCCUACAUAUGAGCCACCUCUGUAAUUACACCAGAAGGAUUUCCUCUGUGGUGGUACUACUGACUGUAUUAUUGUGAUACCGCUUGGUGCUAUGUGUAGAGCAGACAGUUUGGCAUAUUAUUUUUAACCAUAACAAUGUAAUCUAAUGUAAGCCCUCUGUUACGGACUGUGUAUGGGUUUUUUAUGUUUGCCUAAAUGCUCAUAAAAACGGGUGAUCACAAAAAGAACCCUAAAGGCAUCUUUAACUCAACUGAAUUCAGUGCAAACUUGUCUGGAUAAUUGACUCAUUUUAUUGUUUAAUUCCAAGUCGUCUCUAGUCAGGAAAUGCGUUCCUAGGUCUUAGUAAUGUGUGGAUAACUGAACACAUAACUAAAGAAGAAAACUCCAAUUUAUCCAAUGUGACCAAUGAGUAAUUCUUAUUAACCUGUGGAUGUGAAACACUUAUUAUUGACAAUCUGCGUUCUAAUAAAUAGUUGUCUUUCUGUGGUGAA
Messenger RNA from Myripristis murdjan (pinecone soldierfish), 3929 nucleotides. RefSeq names its product zinc finger protein 16 like (gene znf16l). Bases 150 to 1811 code for a protein of 553 amino acids. The transcript is spliced from 3 exons. Gene Ontology annotation, molecular function: RNA polymerase II cis-regulatory region sequence-specific DNA binding; DNA-binding transcription repressor activity, RNA polymerase II-specific. Gene Ontology annotation, cellular component: nucleoplasm. The record is from RefSeq and is a predicted model, not a curated record. Lineage: Eukaryota; Metazoa; Chordata; Actinopteri; Holocentriformes; Holocentridae. Gene Ontology annotation, biological process: negative regulation of transcription by RNA polymerase II; regulation of immune system process; regulation of cytokine production.